Molecule: messenger RNA, 5354 nt
Organism: Rattus norvegicus (Norway rat)
Lineage: Eukaryota; Metazoa; Chordata; Mammalia; Rodentia; Muridae
Gene: Irs1
Product: insulin receptor substrate 1
Exons: 2
Coding region: 581-4288 (1235 amino acids)
Biological process (GO): insulin receptor signaling pathway; positive regulation of phosphatidylinositol 3-kinase/protein kinase B signal transduction
Cellular component (GO): plasma membrane; nucleus; cytoplasm
Molecular function (GO): transmembrane receptor protein tyrosine kinase adaptor activity; insulin receptor binding; phosphatidylinositol 3-kinase binding
Source: RefSeq, marked provisional
CUGGUAUUUGGGCGGCUGGUGGCGGCGGGGACUGUUGGAGGGUGGGAGGAGGCAGAGGAGGAGGAGGAGAAGGAGGAGGAGGGAGAACCCCGUGCAACGUUGGGACUUGGCAGCCCGCCUCCCCCUGCCCAAGGAUAUUUAAUUUGCCUGGGGAAUCGCUACUUCCAGAGGGGAACUCGGGAGGGAAGGAGCGCGCGCCUGGAGGGCCAAGCGGGGACUCCUCCGGUCGUCUCUGCCUCCCUGCAUCGGACUCUACCAGGGGCGGCAAGGGAUGCACCAUAGCUCCUUCUCUGCUGCAAGGACUGGGGGAGACUUAGUCCUCGGAAGAUUGCGGCUGCACUCACCCUAGACCCACUGCCUUUCCCUCUGGGCAUGAAACGCCCUUAAACUCGGAUCAGGCUAUCUUCCUUUGGCGCAGCUACCUCGUCCUUCGGCUGCCCCUCCCCAGCGCCAGGAACGGCGUGAAUUUCGGAGUCAGGGUUUCUGCUUGCUUCCUCCAGCCCGGAGUGCAUGUGCGGGGCCGCACCGAGAAGCCACCCCUCACCCAGUUUUUCGACACCUCCCUCUGCUCCGCAGCAGCAUGGCGAGCCCUCCGGAUACCGAUGGCUUCUCAGACGUGCGCAAGGUGGGUUACCUGCGCAAACCCAAGAGUAUGCAUAAGCGCUUUUUCGUGCUGCGGGCGGCCAGCGAGGCCGGGGGCCCGGCGCGCCUGGAGUAUUAUGAGAACGAGAAGAAGUGGCGGCACAAGUCGAGCGCCCCCAAACGCUCGAUCCCCCUCGAGAGCUGUUUCAACAUCAACAAGCGGGCUGACUCCAAGAACAAGCACCUGGUGGCUCUCUACACCCGAGACGAACACUUUGCCAUUGCGGCGGAUAGCGAGGCUGAACAAGACAGCUGGUACCAGGCUCUUCUGCAGCUGCAUAAUCGGGCAAAGGCCCACCAUGACGGGGCUGGAGGAGGCUGCGGUGGUAGCUGCAGCGGCAGCUCUGGCGUCGGAGAGGCAGGGGAGGACUUGAGCUAUGACACGGGCCCAGGACCCGCGUUCAAGGAGGUCUGGCAGGUUAUCCUGAAACCCAAGGGCUUAGGUCAGACAAAGAACUUGAUUGGUAUCUACCGCCUCUGCCUGACCAGCAAGACCAUCAGCUUUGUGAAGCUCAACUCUGAGGCUGCCGCUGUGGUGCUGCAGCUGAUGAACAUCAGACGCUGUGGCCACUCAGAGAACUUCUUCUUCAUCGAGGUGGGGCGGUCAGCUGUGACCGGGCCCGGCGAGUUCUGGAUGCAAGUGGAUGACUCCGUGGUGGCCCAGAACAUGCAUGAGACCAUUCUAGAGGCCAUGCGGGCCAUGAGCGAUGAGUUUCGCCCGCGCAGCAAAAGCCAAUCUUCAUCCAGUUGCUCCAACCCCAUCAGUGUUCCCCUGCGCAGGCACCAUCUCAACAAUCCUCCGCCCAGCCAAGUGGGGCUGACUCGGAGAUCUCGAACUGAGAGCAUCACUGCCACCUCCCCUGCCAGUAUGGUGGGUGGGAAACCAGGUUCCUUCAGGGUGCGUGCCUCCAGCGAUGGCGAAGGCACCAUGUCCCGUCCAGCAUCAGUGGAUGGCAGUCCUGUGAGCCCUAGCACCAACAGGACCCACGCCCAUCGGCAUCGAGGCAGCUCCAGGUUGCACCCCCCACUCAACCACAGCCGCUCCAUCCCUAUGCCUUCUUCACGAUGCUCCCCUUCAGCCACCAGCCCAGUGAGCCUGUCAUCCAGUAGUACCAGUGGCCACGGCUCCACUUCAGACUGUCUCUUCCCGAGGCGCUCUAGUGCUUCCGUGUCCGGUUCUCCUAGCGAUGGCGGUUUCAUCUCUUCUGAUGAGUAUGGCUCUAGUCCCUGCGAUUUCCGAAGUUCCUUCCGCAGUGUCACCCCAGAUUCCCUGGGCCACACCCCACCAGCCAGGGGUGAGGAGGAGCUGAGCAACUAUAUCUGCAUGGGUGGCAAGGGAGCCUCCACCUUGACAGCUCCCAAUGGUCACUACAUUUUGUCUAGGGGUGGCAACGGCCAUCGCUACAUCCCAGGUGCUACCAUGGGGACAAGCCCGGCGCUGACUGGAGACGAAGCCGCUGGUGCAGCAGAUCUGGAUAACCGGUUUCGGAAGAGAACUCACUCGGCUGGCACGUCCCCCACCAUAUCCCACCAGAAGACCCCCUCGCAGUCCUCAGUGGUUUCUAUUGAGGAAUAUACAGAGAUGAUGCCCGCUGCCUACCCACCAGGAGGUGGCAGUGGAGGCCGACUGCCCGGCUACCGGCAUUCCGCCUUCGUGCCCACCCACUCCUAUCCCGAGGAGGGUCUAGAGAUGCACCACUUGGAACGUCGUGGGGGCCACCACCGUCCAGACUCCUCCAACCUCCACACCGAUGAUGGCUACAUGCCCAUGUCUCCCGGAGUGGCUCCAGUGCCCAGCAACCGCAAAGGAAAUGGGGACUAUAUGCCCAUGAGCCCCAAGAGUGUAUCUGCCCCCCAGCAGAUCAUUAACCCCAUCAGGCGCCACCCACAGAGAGUGGACCCCAAUGGCUACAUGAUGAUGUCUCCCAGUGGUAGUUGCUCUCCUGACAUUGGAGGUGGGUCUUGCAGCAGUAGCAGCAUCAGCGCAGCCCCUUCUGGGAGCAGCUAUGGGAAGCCAUGGACAAACGGAGUAGGGGGGCACCAUACCCAUGCCCUUCCCCAUGCCAAACCUCCUGUUGAGAGCGGUGGUGGUAAGCUCUUGCCUUGCACUGGUGACUACAUGAACAUGUCGCCAGUGGGAGAUUCCAACACCAGCAGCCCCUCAGAAUGCUACUAUGGCCCAGAAGAUCCCCAGCACAAGCCUGUCCUCUCCUACUACUCAUUACCAAGGUCCUUUAAGCACACCCAGCGCCCUGGGGAGCCAGAGGAGGGUGCCAGGCACCAGCAUCUUCGUCUCUCUUCAAGCUCUGGACGCCUUCGCUAUACCGCAACUGCCGAAGAUUCCUCCUCUUCCACCAGCAGCGACAGCCUGGGUGGGGGUUACUGUGGGGCUAGGCCAGAGUCUAGCGUCACACAUCCCCACCACCAUGCCUUGCAGCCCCAUCUGCCUCGAAAGGUAGACACAGCUGCACAGACCAACAGCCGCCUGGCUCGACCCACAAGGCUGUCCUUGGGGGAUCCCAAGGCAAGCACUUUACCCCGGGUACGAGAGCAACAGCAGCAGCAGCAACAGCAGCAGCAGUCUUCCCUGCACCCUCCCGAGCCCAAAAGCCCAGGAGAAUAUGUGAAUAUUGAAUUCGGGAGUGGCCAGCCAGGCUAUUUAGCUGGCCCUGCAACUUCCCGUAGCUCCCCUUCAGUUCGAUGUCUACCCCAGCUCCACCCAGCUCCCAGAGAAGAGACUGGCUCGGAAGAGUACAUGAACAUGGACUUGGGGCCAGGCCGGAGGGCAACCUGGCAGGAGAGUGGUGGAGUUGAGUUGGGCAGAGUAGGCCCUGCACCUCCAGGGGCUGCUUCCAUUUGUAGGCCAACCCGGUCGGUGCCAAAUAGCCGUGGUGAUUACAUGACCAUGCAGAUAGGUUGUCCUCGUCAAAGCUAUGUGGAUACCUCACCAGUGGCCCCAGUCAGCUAUGCUGACAUGCGGACAGGCAUUGCUGCAGAGAAGGUGAGCCUGCCCAGAACCACAGGAGCUGCCCCCCCUCCAUCCUCCACAGCCUCUGCUUCUGCUUCUGUUACACCUCAAGGGGCCGCUGAGCAGGCCGCUCACUCUUCCUUGCUGGGAGGCCCUCAGGGACCUGGGGGCAUGAGCGCAUUCACCAGGGUGAACCUAAGUCCCAACCAUAACCAGAGUGCCAAAGUGAUUCGUGCAGACACUCAAGGCUGCCGGAGGAGGCACAGCUCCGAGACCUUCUCGGCGCCUACGCGGGCUGGCAACACAGUGUCUUUUGGAGCAGGGGCUGCAGGAGGGGGCAGCGGUGGUGGCAGUGAGGAUGUGAAACGCCACAGCUCUGCAUCCUUUGAGAAUGUGUGGCUGAGACCCGGGGAUCUAGGGGGAGCAUCCAAGGAGUCGGCUCCAGGGUACGGGGCUGCCGGGGGAUUGGAGAAGAGUCUUAACUAUAUAGACUUGGAUUUGGUCAAGGAUGUUAAGCAGCACCCUCAAGACUGCCCCUCUCAACAGCAGUCCCUGCCACCCCCUCCCCCUCACCAACCCUUAGGCAGCAAUGAGGGCAGCUCCCCAAGACGCUCCAGUGAGGAUUUAAGCACCUAUGCCAGCAUCAACUUCCAGAAGCAACCAGAGGACCGUCAAUAGCUUAACUGGACGUCACAGCAGAAUGAAGACCUAAAUGACCUCAGCAAUCCUCCUUUUUAACUCAUGGGUACCCAGACUCGAACUCUUUCACGAUUCACAACCAGGACCUCACGUCUUCCUCCUCAGUAGAUGGUACGAUGCAUCCCUUACAGUUUGUUUACUUUGUACAAUCCUCAGGAGUUCAUUGACUGAACUGCACGUUCUUUAUUGUGCCAAGCAACAAGAAAGCACUGUGACACCGGAACAAUGAGUGUGCAUAAACUUCAUCUUGAACUUUAAGGACAGCUGGCCACGAAGAGCCAGUGUGCUCCCUGCCACGCCGAAAGAGGAUGGGUUUACUCUCGUCAAAUUUACAAGCAUACGGUUCCUCUACUCUGAAACCGUGUUCCAUGACACGCCGCUGUAAAUUAUUUCAUAUGGAACUGUUCGCGUUGGGUGGAGAGAGUAUUAAAUAUUUAACAUAGGUCUUGAUUUAUAUAUGUAAUUUUUUAAUGAAAAUGUAACUUUCCUCACAGCACAUUUUUUUUUUCUCUUGGAAUGUGGAACUGAGGUAUUCAAUGUUUUGUUUUAAAGAGUGGGAAGAAUACUUAAAACAAGGCUAAAAAGAGUAGACUAGGAGAUGAUCCUUGUUUUAAGAUUCUAAUUCAGAAAAAUAAUAUAAUAUGAAUCAUAGUGCCAUAGAAGGUUCUGGACUGUAUAGUUGUACUUGCUGAUGCUGUCUCUUGUAAUAUAAACUUGAUGUCGAGCUGAGUUCCUUUUAAGAAUUAAGCUUAGUUUUGUAAUUUUUUUUUUUUCCAAACCGAAGGAGGAUGUAUUCUACUGGGGUGUUUUCAAGUGUCGGCUUAGAAUUGGAAGUUGAAUGGAAGCAAAGUUCAACAAAGAGAGGAAGCCACAGACUUCCAUUGUAAAUACUGUAGAGAGAGACAUGAGCGAUCCCUUCAAGUCAAAAAUCUCUCUUUGGAAUGAAGAAUGUGGGUGUUUAUAAAUUCUGAAAAUGUCUUUCUGUUCAUAAUAAACUAGACACUGUUGGUCCCUCCCCACCCCCACUUCUAUAAGCCUUUCCCCC